Molecule: messenger RNA, 825 nt
Organism: Spodoptera littoralis (African cotton leafworm)
Lineage: Eukaryota; Metazoa; Arthropoda; Insecta; Lepidoptera; Noctuidae
Source: the annotation of a GenBank genome assembly
AUGGAAGAUCAGAGAGCGAUAGUGACCACGUUGGAGAACAACUUAAGCGUUAUAGAGGAACUUUACAGGGAAUGCUUUUAUGAGACUGCAAAACAGGAGAACUUAAUAGAAAUGCUUCGCAGUUCAUAUCUCGAUGUGCGCCUUAUGGAGAAACAGAAGGCUGAUCAAAUUGGGCACCUCCAAAUUGUCAUCGAUAAGCAGAAAUGGUCAAUAGAUAGAUGUAAAGACAUCGCCUUAGAAGUGGAUGGUUUGAAGACGGAGAUAUCGAACUUUUUGAACAGUACCACGUCGACAUCGACAAAUUACGACUCGGGUAUGUGGGAGCGUAGUGAGGACUCGUUGACAUCGGUACCAGGCGUGCAGGAUGACUUGCAGGAAGUCACGGAACAACUCUUACGUCUGCAGGACUUGCUCGCUCUUGGUUGCACUUGUGGUUUGAAGGACGAAAAUAUAAAGCUAAAGAAAGAAGCUGAGGGACUACGUAUAAAAAUGGGGAAUCUGCAACAAAAGUUAUGUAGCUUGGAAGGUGUCCUCGCACUCAAGAACGACGCAGACCUGAAAUACCAAGCAGAGAUCGAGAUGAAACAUCAAGAAUUGUCAAAGAUACGGGAGCAAUUGGCACGUUCACAGGAAGACACGUGUGAAGCGAUGUCAAUGCAGCUCAGACGUACUAAAGCGUUAUUGGACGAGAAGACGGAAUUGAUAAAUCAACUGAAACAAGAGAAUGAGUGUCAAGCGGAGAAGAUUCAGAACCUUCAGGAAGAACUGGAAAAAGCUGACAGUAUUAUAAAAGAGGUAAGAAUAUUGAGGGGAAUGAUACAAUAG